This is a messenger RNA of Tigriopus californicus, 1251 nucleotides long. Its product is annotated as BLOC-1-related complex subunit 8 homolog. Bases 437 to 1234 code for a protein of 265 amino acids. The transcript has 4 exons. Lineage: Eukaryota; Metazoa; Arthropoda; Copepoda; Harpacticoida; Harpacticidae. Gene Ontology annotation, cellular component: BORC complex. The record is from RefSeq and is a predicted model, not a curated record.
UUAUAGGCCUUCUUCUUCCUCUUUCCUUCCUUCCUUUCUUCCUGCCUGCUUAGCUGGCUGGCUGGCUGGCUGGCUGCCCUCCUUGUCAUACGAUAAGCUUUCCUUGGAUCUGGACUGCCUUCGAAGUACUUCACUACCAAACGUGAAUCAGAACUGUAGGACACCCGUGAUUUGUACUUGGAUUGGGAUUGACCAUGGCGUCGUACUUUGAGAGCCAGAUCGGGGCCCAUCGGGGCCAAUUACGUCAUAUCGGGCACAGCCACGGUCCGAGUCACUUUUGAACUGGUCUAGCCCAUCGCCCCGCCCUGCUUCCCGCCCAUUGGUCGUGUUGUCUGGCUCUCCAUCCACCCGACCCAGCUAUUUCCGGAUCUAGUACAACUAGUAUCGAUCUAUCGAUCUACCUACUUGGUAUUCAUUACAAGUCGAUUAUUGGAGAAUGACAGAAUCAGUUGUAAGCCCACCAUCCAUUUCUCGAACUACGCCCGUAUCCGGUAUCAGCUCCGUUUCCGCCCUCGAGACGACCGCCGCCGUUGCUCCCGUCACCGCUCCUGCCGCUCUCGCCCGCUCGUCGCAGCCGAUCCGGCCGCCUCCGCCACCCCCGCUCGUUCAACCGGUGGUGGACCCGGAGCUCGAGAACAAGGUCAAGCGAUCUUGCGAGCGGAUCUCGGAAAACCUGCACAUUUGCGCCAACGAGCCCUCGCUGGCCUUGUAUCGCCUGGCCGAGCACGUGCGCAAGGCCUUGCCGCCCACGGUCGAGAGUCGGGCGGAGAUCCGACGUCUCCACCAACAGCUAAACCGCACGCAUAGCGACGCUGAACAUGGCUUGGACACGGUGCGGAGCAUGGAACGGGCCUCGCCCGUCCUCAAUCAGGCCCAGGAACUGCUGAAGAAUGCCAUCUUCUUGCAGCAGCAAAUCAAAUAUGAGCAACAAAGAAGAUGUCGGAAAGAACCCUCGAUGUAUCAGCGGCUCUCCGCCCAUAUAUCCUCGGUCGAUAUUCCGGACUUUUCGGAUUUGAAAGAGACGGCCCGUGAAACGGCCAAUCGCGUUGAGCUAGCAUUGUCUUUGGGCAGCGAAUCGUCCGCCCCCAAUUCGCCCAAACCGCCUUUGUCCGGACGAGCCGCAUCGGUUCAAGAAAGUGAUCAAGGCUCGCCCAAGACGGCCAUUGCUCGCUCGCAAAGUGUGAUAGGCAAGGUCGGAACUCAUCAACAACCGCCUGUGCCGCGAAAAGUGUAAUCAUCGACAAAGACGGU